Messenger RNA from Yarrowia lipolytica CLIB122, 1002 nucleotides. RefSeq lists its product as uncharacterized. Lineage: Eukaryota; Fungi; Ascomycota; Dipodascomycetes; Dipodascales. Gene Ontology annotation, cellular component: nucleus; Elg1 RFC-like complex; DNA replication factor C complex. The record is from RefSeq and is a predicted model, not a curated record. Gene Ontology annotation, biological process: DNA-templated DNA replication; DNA repair. Gene Ontology annotation, molecular function: DNA binding; ATP binding; ATP hydrolysis activity.
AUGAGUGAAGCCGGACCAUCGAAAAAGCGAAAGGGAGAGCCCGAGUUCGAGCUGCCCUGGGUUGAAAAGUACAGACCCAUGUAUCUCGACGACGUUGUGGGUCAUACAGAAACCGUUGAACGACUUAAGAUCAUGGCCAAGGACGGAAACAUUCCCAACUUGUUGAUUUCCGGUCUCCCCGGUAUUGGAAAGACCACCUCCGUGCAUUGUCUUGCGCGUACUCUUCUCGGUCCCCAGCUGUACAAAGACGCUGUUCUGGAGCUCAAUGCUUCAGAUGAUCGAGGUAUCGAGGUGGUUCGAGGUAAGAUCAAGAACUUUGCCCAGAAGAAAGUGACCAUGCCUCCUGGUAAACACAAGAUCAUCAUUCUGGAUGAGGCCGACAGUAUGACUGCUGGUGCCCAAAAUGCGCUCAAACGAACCAUGGAGUUGUACUCUGAUACUACUCGAUUCGCCUUUGCCUGCAACCAGAGCAACAAAAUCAUUGAGGCCAUUCAGUCGCGAUGCGCCAUUCUUCGAUUUGGCCGACUCUCUAAUGAACAGGUGCUCGAGCGACUGCUGCACAUUGUCGAGGCUGAAAACGUGCAGUGCUCAGACGACGGCCUGUCUGCUCUCAUUUUCUCGGCGGAGGGAGAUAUGCGUCAGGCGAUCAAUAACUUGCAGGGAACUGUGUCUGGAUUCGGAUUCGUCAACUCUUCCAACGUUUGGAAGGUGGUGGACUCCCCCCAUCCCGUGGUCGUCAAAUCCAUGUUGGAUGCCUGCAGCAAGGGUGAGGUGACCGAGGCAUGCGAGUCGCUCAAGCAGCUGUGGACCAAGGGAUACAGCGCCCAGGAUAUCAUCUCCACAAUGUUCCGAGUCACCAAGACACUGGAGGUGCCCGAGGCGCUACGGCUGGAGUACAUUAAGGAGAUUGGCUUCACUCACAUGAGAAUCCUCGAAGGAAUCACCACAUAUCUGCAGUUAGCAGGCUGCGUCGCCAGAUUGUGUGGUAUUCAGGUCAAGUGA